Mya arenaria is the source of this 5867-nucleotide messenger RNA. RefSeq names its product monocarboxylate transporter 12-B-like. The record is from RefSeq and is a predicted model, not a curated record. Gene Ontology annotation, biological process: transmembrane transport; monocarboxylic acid transport. Bases 87 to 1652 code for a protein of 521 amino acids. The transcript has 7 exons. Gene Ontology annotation, molecular function: monocarboxylic acid transmembrane transporter activity. Lineage: Eukaryota; Metazoa; Mollusca; Bivalvia; Myida; Myidae.
GUUGACAUUUCAGAAGACAAGAAAACCUUCAGAAAACAACUCACCAUUGAAGAAGUUCCUUCUUUAUCUAGUUACAUUUAUAGAAUAUGGUGCACAGAGCACGGACGCUUCCUGUAGAUCGAGGAUGGGCGUGGGUGGUUUGUCUUGGGUACUUCGUGAGUGUAUUUUGCAUGGUUGGGAUAGCCAAGUGCUUUGGAAUCCUGAUGGAAGAAUUUGUUGACUACUUCAACGUUCCGGUUGCCGUGGCAGCCUCGGCGAUGGGUGUUGCUGGGGGCAUGUACACAAUCGCAGCCCCAAUGUGUAUAGCAGCAGGCCAGCAUUUUACACAGCGCAAGGUUGUGAUGCUUGGAGGGCUUAUAGGAGGCAUUGGUCUCGCUCUCUGUGGCCUACUGUUCAGCAUUGAGUGGGUCAUCCUCAUGUUCGGUUGUCUCUAUGGUUUUGGGAAUGCAUGCCUGUUUGGUAACGGCCUGGUAAUGCUUGGGCAAUAUUUCAAAAAAAGGCGGGGCUUGGCCAAUGGAUUGGCGCUGUCGGGGGCUAGUAUUGGGCAGUUUGCUCUCCCGCCACUUUUGCAGUUCCUACUAGAUACAUACACGCUCAAGGGCACAUUGUUAAUUAUAGGAGGCAUGUAUCUCAACGUGAUUAUGUCCGGCGCUUUGUUCCGCCCGGUAUCAUACUACAAGAAGCAACCAAAGAAACUGCAAGGUCCAGAAACUGAUAAACUUCUGGACAGCAAAACUGGCGAAGAUAUCAAAAUAACCCUGACAAAACAUAAGGCAAAUGGUGAUGAUAUAUCUGAAACAAAAGGGAAUAUUGAAGAUGGUAAGGUAGAUGACGGUGCAAAUGGAGAAUUAAGAUCUCGCUAUUUCGAUUCAAAACAAGAAAGCAUAGUUUUUGGAAGUGUUGAUAGUCUUCAUACAGUAGCUGUUGAGACAGAUAUGAAGACAGAAUCUAAUGAUACUAACAAUGAGCAUGAAAAGAAAAACAAGGAAAAUAAAUGUAUCAGUUUUUUAUGUGGCCUGAUUGACUUCAGUGUUUUAAAAAGUGAUGUAGUGAUUUUAUUAGUGAUUGUUAGUUUUCUCAUAUUUUUCGGAGUGUUCAAUUUCAUUAUUUUCAUGCCAGCGUCAGCAGCCAACAAAGGCUACUCCAAAUAUGACAAAGCAAUACUUGUGUCAAUCUCUGGAGUAUGUGAUCUAAUUGGACGUGUUUUAGUCGGCGUUGCAGGUGACUUUGAGCUUGUUGCAAGAUACAAAAUUCUAGCCACAGCGUCGUUACUCAACGGAUUUGCAAUCCUUGGGUUUGGGUUUGCCUCACAGUAUGAGGUUAUGGCGCUAUUUGUUGGUUUCUAUGGGUUCCUAGGGGGCUGCUAUGUGUCAAUCAACGCUCCAGUGGUAAUUGACCUCGUUGGUUUACAGUCAAUGCCAAAGGUCCUUGGCGUGCUUCUCUUUAUCCAGGGGCUCGGAGCAGCCAUUGGACAACCUGUCUUAGGUGCCAUAAGAGAUGCCCAUGGUUCGUACCUUCCGGUGAAUAUUAUCUGUUCAUUGUGUGCAAUUACUGGUUCCCUGCUCCUGUACAUGUACCCCAUCGUUCGUCGCAGGGAGGAGAAGCGGGCGGAACAGAAACCAGAGUUCGAAAUCACUCUGGAAUUACACUAAAUAAUUUAAUGUUAAAGAUCAUGCACAUUUAUUUUAAGAUACAUGUAUGCAACUAAUGACAUCAAUAAAGGUUAACAAAAUGCAUACAUGUGCCAUCAAAAUAGAGGUUUUACUCUAUGUGUUGGCCUUAAUUACAUUAAUUGGCUUAUAUAAUAUCUAAAUUUUUGGAGAAGCUUUGCUAGUCUAGUAAUUAAGAUAAACAUUGCAUAUCUAUAUAAAUAGAUAUAAGAAACAUUCUAUAGACGAGACAAAAUAUCCUGAGAUGUGGCUCAAAUACUAUUUGAUUGUUAAUUAAACAUGCUAUAUUUAUUUUGUAUAAUACAAUCAUGUGUCAUCUGUGUUCGUACCCGUAUGUUUUCAUAGUUUCAUAAAUCUUUAUACCUUUGAUUGACAUGAAAUUCUCGAUAUUCUAAUAUUAAGAGCAGUAUUUUGUACCUUUUUUAUAUACUGUAAAGUAUUAGUCAUUUUUUGAACCCGCGGCAUCUCAUUUGAGCAGUACUUAUCUUAUCUCGACCAGACUUGGUCACAUGUUUGUGGUGUAAUACCCUAACUAAAUUGAUAUCCAGCAAGGCUGGUCCAGUCGCUCCCAACUUCUGCAGCCAAUUAUAUGAACGUGGAUAAGUCCUAACGAGUGGUAAACUUUUGGUUAUCUCCCUGGUUUGGUCAAUUUAUCGAAAAACUGAUUAUAUAAAAAUUAAGUUUUCCUUAACAGUGUGUGUUUUGGCUUACCUUGAAAUGUCAAAAUUGACUUUUUUGGCUCACUAACUGGUACAAACUUCUGUAUAUUGUCUGUAAGUAGUUUUAUAACUUGCAAGAUAGGGGAAGUCACCCUUCAAUUGUUUUAAUUCAACCAAAUUGACUUUGUCUGCUAUCUUACCAGUUUAGCAAUCUUCAUCCUAUGACCACUUAACUUGUUUCAUUGGUUGUGUUCAUUUUAUAUUUGAUGUGUUCAAUUCACGUGCCCAAUCACAUCUUCAACCAUUAAGGCCCUUGAAUUUACUACCAUAUUUUUUCAUGCCAUAUUUACUAACUUAGAACUUCUUUUCCAAUCUUUAUUAAACUUGGACAUGGUAUGUAAUCAUAUUAUAUCUCUAAUGAGUGAAAUUACCAGUCAGAUCAACCCAGACCCUUCAUUGUUUGAUUGCUUACCAUAUCUACAUAUCAUUUAAACAUUUUACAUUUUGAAUAGGAUUGUAUAAACCUCUGCUUUUAUCUACUGUUUCAAGUAUUGCAAAUAUCAAAUUGUUUAUAAUGCACCUUACAAUCCUAACUUUCUUAAAGGCACUUCUGUAAUGUAAGCAUGUCCAACUUGUAGGCAUCUUUUCCCUUUUAGUAUGCCAUUUCUGGAAUGAAAUCUCUUUUGAUCAAUACGUGAUAGAUUAAUAAUUCAAGACAUGUGACUUUUUUUUAUUAAUUUCAUUUUCAUUUAGUUGUGACAAAUUCAAUAUAAUGUUUAUACUUGAAGGGACACACUCAUGUUUUUGUAAAAUGCACUUUUUCGCAUGACGAAAUAUAGUUUGGCAAAUCAUUAGGAUUGUUAGAACUAAUAUACCAAUAGCUGGAAUCCUUCAGCAAUGUUGAUAUUUGCUCAAGUAUCAUCUUUGAAACCAAAAUUUUCAUUAGCCUUAAUAAGGCUAAUGGUCACUCAAUUACAGUUUUGUGGUUGUGUGACUGGUUGAUUGAAAUUAUCACAUGAUGUUAAACUUGACAUGGAGGCUUGGUCUGACCAGUAGAUGAUCCCUAUUGAUUUUAGGGGUCAAAAGUCAAGAUUACAGUGACCUUGCAUGGUAAAAGGUUGUCCGAGUGAUGACUGGACAAUGCCUGCACCCAUGGCCCUCAAAGUUGACUUGGAGGUUGGUCCUGAUAAGUAGAUGACCCAUAUUGAUUUUGGGGGUCAUUGGCCCAAAAGUCAAGACACAUUAACCUUGAAUGAUAAAAGUUGACUUGGAGGUUGGGCCUUACCAGUAGAUGACCCCUAUUGAUUUUGGGGUCAUCAGGCAGAAGGUCAAGGUCACAUUGACCUUGAAUGAUCAAAGGUUUGUCCAAGUGAUAACUCAGACAAUACCUGCACCCAUGGCCAACUCAGACAAUGCCUGCACCCAUGGCCCUCAAAACUUGACUUGGAGGUUGGGCUUGACCAGUAGAUGACCCCUUUUUAUUUAAGAGGUCAAAGAACGAAUGUCACAGUGACCUUUAUGCCAAACUUUAUGCAUAAUGUUUGACAAACAUCUCCUGUUUAUACAAUAAUUGCACCUUUUUUCUGCAAUUGCAAUAUAUCAUAGAGUAAAAUAAAUGAUAAAAUUAGUGUUUUUAGAUCUAUGCAUUGAUUGGAAAAUUGAUUUGAAUUUAAUUUUGAGAAAAUAUACUUAUAAAAAGAGUAAAAAACCACAAAUAUUUAAUCAUAACCAUCCAGUUAUGGGGUAAAUGAGUUGAAAUUGAGUAUGUUUGUGAUUUCACACUCUGGGUCAACUGUCUCAGUUCUUAUAGAUAUGGGAUCUUUUUGAGUCUCUUGAAUCUCUUGAAUAAAAGAUAUUUUAUUUCUGUAAUCUCAUUUAAUUGAAUAUUUCAUUCGGUUACAUAUUUAUUGUUAAUUUAUGUAAUAGACUACAUCAUAAAUGAUAAAUAUAUUUUUCCUCCAUCCAUGACUAUUCCUGUGUUUAAUAGGUAUUAUUUUGUUGUUUUAAAUGUAUAAGAAGUAUUUCAUGAAUCAGGGGCGGUAUUCAUAAAACUUCUUAAGUCAUUUCCUAACUUAAGUCAUUUCCUAACUUAAGUCAUUUCCUAACUUAAGUCAUUUUCUAACUUAAGUCAUUUCCUAACUUAAGUCAUUUCCUAACUUAAGUCAUUUCCUAACUUAAGUCACUUUCCUAACUUAAGUCAUUUCCUAACUUAAGUCACUUUCUUAACUUUUGUAUCUCUAUAGUCGUAUGAAAUAAAGACUCUCAGUUCUCACUUAUACAUUUCUUUUAAUUUGACUAUUAACAUUUUAUUAAAUUGGCUUAAGAUGCUUUAUGAAUACUGCCUCAGGAUCUCUUCAUUGUCAAAUCAACAUACAUGUCAUUUUUCAGGAAGGUUUCAUUUUGUAACUAGGGGUUUGUCAUCAAUUCUCAUUAAAUUUUUGUUCUGCGUGUUCUACUUUUAAAAGCAUUUCGUUCAAUUCUUUUUAUACUUCACACAACUGUUCAGGACCAUCACACACUAAGGUUCCAUAACUCCAUGUCAUCCUUUAUACAAAUUAUGGCCCUUGAUUGACUUUUAUGUACUUUUUUCUUGAUUGUUUUUACAGACAUAUAUAACAUCAUUAAUGCAUUCAUUUCUAAGACAAAGCAGCAUAUAGUCAAGCGACCUGUCCUAUGACAGCUCUUGUUAUGUUAAGCCACUUCAUAUUUUUCAGUUUGUUAUAUUAGUUUGCUUGUCUUAGUUUAUUUUUUAUUUGCUGUUGUUUACAUUUUGUGUUGUUUUUUUCUGCUACAAUUAUUAAAAGUAUCAGGUAUGUUUUUUUGAUUUGCUAAGUCAUAAUCCUGUUGUUUGAUAGUGUACUACCGUAAAUGCAUUUAUCAUUAUCAAAGUCCCUUUUUCCCUGUAUAUGAUACUAAUUACUGUGUUGUUAGAUAUUUUAUUGGAUGCAUUUAUGAAUAUAAAAUUCCAUUUCUAUACCUGCAUAUUUUGUCACCAUUGUUUGAAAAAAGUCUGACUAUCUGACAACAUAUAACUUGGCUACUGGAGUAUGCAGCAUGUUAUAUAACUUGGCUACUGGAGUAUGCAGCAUGUUAUAUAACUUGGCUACUGGAGUAUGCAGCAUGUUAUAUAACUUGGCUACUGGAGUAUGCAGCGUGUUAUAUAACUUGGCUACUGGAGUAUGCAGCGUGUUAUAUAACUUGGCUACUGGAGUAUGCAGCGUGUUAUAUAACUUGGCUACUGGAGUAUGCAGCAUGUUAUAUAACUUGGCUACUGGAGUAUGCAGCGUGUUAUAUAACUUGGCUACUGGAGUAUGCAGCAUGUUAUAUAACUUGGCUACUGGAGUAUGCAGCAUGUUAUAUAACUUGGCUACUGGAGUAUGCAGCAUGUUAUAUAACUUGGCUACUGGAGUAUGCAGCAUUUUAUAUAACUUGGCUACUGGAGUAUGCAGCAUGUUAUAUAACAGUUACUGUUGUAUUACCUUGUUCUUUGUUUUAUGAUGCUUGUGGCGCAAUGUUUACGAAUAAACCAAAACAAUAA